Molecule: messenger RNA, 1872 nt
Organism: Acipenser ruthenus (sterlet)
Lineage: Eukaryota; Metazoa; Chordata; Actinopteri; Acipenseriformes; Acipenseridae
Product: cytohesin-4-like
Exons: 13
Coding region: 116-1309 (397 amino acids)
Biological process (GO): regulation of ARF protein signal transduction
Molecular function (GO): guanyl-nucleotide exchange factor activity
Source: RefSeq, a predicted model, not a curated record
GCGAAGGGGAGGAGGUACGGAGAUGAAAAUAGACUCUAUAAACUGUAGCAAAAGUUGCUGAAGGAUUUUAAAACAACACAGAGAGAUUAACAUCGCAUUUAAAAAAGAUUUAAGGAUGAACUGUUCACAUCCGGUGACGUCAGAUCUCACGCCAGACGAGAAGUCAGAGCUUGACACCAUUAGCAUGCAUAAGAAAACUCUCAUGAAAGACAUACAGGAACUGAAGAUGAAAAUAGACAACGUGAUCUUGGAAAUUGAAGAUUUUGAGCAAUCGCAAGAAAACAAAAAUGUUGAAAAAGGGAAACAGUUAUCUGUUGGGAAGAAAAAAUUUAACAUGGACCCAAAAAAGGGAAUGAAGUAUUUGAUCAGUAAUAAUCUUUUGGUUUGGGAACCCAAGCCUGUGGCUGAAUUUCUUUACAAGGAAGAAGGACUCAAUAAGACAGCUAUUGGUGACUUCCUAGGAGAACGGGAUGACAUGUACAUCCAGAUUUUGAAGGCUUUUGUGGAACUUCAUGAAUUUUCGGAUCUCAAUCUUGUCCAGGCUUUGAGGCAGUUUCUGUGGAGUUUCCGGCUGCCAGGAGAGGCACAGAAGAUUGAUCGGAUGAUGGAAAAUUUCGCUAGCCGAUACUGUGACUGCAAUCCCAACGUCUUUCAAUCCACAGACACCUGCUAUAUCUUAUCCUUCGCCAUCAUCAUGCUGAACACCAGUCUGCACAACCCCAACGUGAAGGACAAACCUGGCCUGGACAGAUUCAUCUCCAUGAACAGAGGCAUCAACAACGGGGGGGACCUGCCCCACGACCUCCUCCACAAACUGUUCGAAAGCAUCCGGAACGAACCGUUUAAAAUCCCGGAGGAUGAUGGGAAUGACGUCACGCACACGUUUUUUAACCCCGAACGGGAGGGCUGGCUAAUGAAACUGGGUGGAAGAGUAAAGACCUGGAAAAGAAGAUGGUUCAUUUUAACUGAUAGCUGCCUCUAUUACUUUGAAUACACAACAGAUAAAGAACCCAGAGGGAUUAUUCCUCUUGAGAAUCUCUGUGUUAAAGAGGUAGAGGACCCUCGGAAAUCACACUGCCUGGAGUUGUUCAACCCGAACAGCAGGGGGCAGAAGAUCAAGGCGUGCAAGACUGAGACGGACGGAAGGGUGGUUGAGGGGAAGCAUCAGUCCUACAAGAUCUCAGCGUCGAGCGCGGAGGAGAGGGAGCAGUGGAUCAAGUCUAUCAGAGCUAGCAUUACAAAACACCCCUUCUAUGAUCUGGUGUCAGUUCGGAAGAGGAAAGUGAUUAGCAACGGGACAUCGGAGUGACUCUGCCUGCCAGCCUCCUUCAGCAGGAUCCACAGCUGAUGGGCAUCGCUGUCUGCCAUGCGGAUCUGUGCAAUACAUUUAGGGGUUCUGAGACCCCCCGCUAUACAAAGAAAAUGGAAAUCUGUGCAUCUGUGCCAGAGACUGUGGCUGCAUUUGUUCACUUUACCCCUUUCCCUGCUUUUAAAAAAAAAAUCAAACACAGUAAAUAUAUAUAUAUAUCAAAUGUCCCGCCUUUGUGACUGGUAUCGAUCCUUGAUUCGUUCUAAACACUUUCGACCCGCCCCCCCAGACGACUGAGUGACAGCGAGUCCCGGCAUCUCUAUUGGAUGUAAAACGAGGGUUAAAACGAGGCAACAGUUAAGAGGUUUGUUCGCGGGUUCAGACACGGAGGAUUUAAAACAGAAUUGAAAAUUGAGGCGAAAUAUACAUUUCAUACAGUAUAUGAUAUUGAUGCGAUCCAGCCCUCUGAAAUGUCUUUAUAAUAUACAGCGCUAGACCCUGAUAUUGAUGCGAUCCAGCCCUCUGAAAUGUCUUUAUAAUAUACAGCGCUAGACCCUGAUAUU